Messenger RNA from Cydia pomonella (codling moth), 1401 nucleotides. RefSeq lists its product as uncharacterized. The record is from RefSeq and is a predicted model, not a curated record. Gene Ontology annotation, molecular function: inward rectifier potassium channel activity. Lineage: Eukaryota; Metazoa; Arthropoda; Insecta; Lepidoptera; Tortricidae. The transcript has 8 exons. The coding region runs from base 301 to 1353 and encodes 350 amino acids. Gene Ontology annotation, biological process: potassium ion transmembrane transport; membrane repolarization during action potential.
AAAGCUUAUUUAUCAUCCUCUAGGUUAAAAACUAUCCCCAUCUUCCUAACGAUCCUGAAUGUGCUGACGGUCUGCCUGAUCUUCUCGUCGGUGAGGAUAUACCACUCGGAGGACGCGACCCGGUGGGCCUUCGUGCCGUUUAACGACCCCGGGGGCUCCUGGAUACACCUGUUUAGUAACGCUUACCGCUUCGACGUGACGGAGACCCCUUACAACCUGUUCCUGGGCUGCUACUUCUGGAUCGUGUAUGAGGCGACGACGACAGGAUAUAACACCAUCGCGCCCACAAACCUUAAUAUCAUGAGCGUACUCUUCUGGAGUAUGGUGCUCGGUUCUCUAACAACGAUAUACAUGUCAGUGCGCAUCAUCAGUCUCCGCGCGAACGUGAACAGCACGCUGGCCGCCUACCAGGAGCACAUGAGGGACUUGCUGCAGUUCAUGCGGCGGGAGAACCUUGACAAGCAGUUGCAGAAAGAGAUAAUGGACCACUACGAAUUUAACUGGAUAAAAACUGAUGGUAUAGACGCGCGCAAUGUGCUGAAGCUGUGCGACCAGAUCACGCUACGGAGCGACGCUAUAAUGCACCUGUACGGACCUGCAUUCGCUAAGUGCCCGAUUCUCUCCGAGUGCGACGUAUCCCUCCUCCGAGUCCUGGGCAGAGCAGUGCGCAGCAUCCACUUUCUCGAGGGCACCACCAUCUUCCGGGAGGACGACGUGAUCCACCACCUGUACUUCGUGUACAGCGGCCACCUGCAGCUGAGGACCACUGACGUAACAAACGGAGUUUGCAACGUCACUAGACUUGGUGUUGGAAGCAUGGCAGGCAACCUAUCGGACGCGGUGUCGUGGCGCGUGCGCUCGCGGCUGGUAGCCACCACAGACGUGCAGCUGCUGCGGAUGCGCUCCAAGGCGUUCCAUGACAUCGUCCGGGACUGCUUUCCGGUGGUGCUGCAGCUUAUGGCGAAGCAUCGGCAGGAAAAUGAGUUAUGCAUCCAAGCUGACGCUACUAGUGGAUUUCUGCGGCCGUCAAAGCCCUUGGACAUAAAAUUCAUCAAGCAUCUCGCCAUCAAGAGCGGCAUAGUUCAGGUAUUUCUCAUAAUAACGUCCAUGCUCUGCGUAUACACGGACUUGUACAACGCCGGUUUCCAGAACAACUCUGUACCAGUUUUGGCGUCGUUGUACACGCUAGACGUAUGCUUUCUGGUCAAGAUUUUGCUGUACUUUACGAUGCCACUGCUAGUGCAACUGCCAACAGAGGACCAUGAGAAUGCCAAGAUGAUGUUAGUGUUUAUUUGUAAUGGAUGUCAAUUGAUAUCGUGUUUGAAAGAAGCGACCAUGAGCUCCAGUUCCUGAGGCCGCAAUCAAACCAGCGUCUUUUCAUCAUCUCAGCCAUAAGACGUC